UGUGCGCUGGUGUCGCGCGAGCCGAGCCAGCACGGAACCGGGUAGUCCGUGCAUCGACGACCACGCGGCGCGUGCGACUAUUCGCGUUCUCAGCCACCCAGAGAGGCCUUUCCUCUUGUCACUAGUUUUGUUGGCUUGUGUUAAUGUUGAACUCUCAGUUUUCCCCCUCCCGUGAAAAGCCCUUUAGCUUCCUGGUAAGGGGGAAGUAGAGGAGGAGGUUAAUAACCCUUGAGUGAGGGGCGAAGAUGGAGAGCGGUGCCCAGGCCUCAGACUGUGACAGUGAUGAAACAGUGAUUGAGGGGUCAGUGACGGAGAACGAACUGGAAGAUGAGGAGCUGCCCUGGAGAAGGUUGGUCUUGAAUCAAGACACAUCUUUGAAAUCUGAGUUCUGUUUUCAUUCUGGUGUAAAUGGAAUGUGGAAAGAAAUGCCUUCCCCUGUGAUUCAACUUGGGCUCAAAUUCAGAAAGGACUCAGAAGAACAAAAGAAUAAAAAUGAGGAGAUGCCCACUCUUAGUGAGGACCGAGUAUUACAGGAUUUUCAAGAUGAAGCAACACAAAAUCAAGUUUUGUUACAAACUAGAAAAGAAUCCCCAGCAUUCUCUGUGUUGUUUCCUCACCCUGAAGUUUCAUGGAGCCACAGAAAGACUGGAGGUCCUGAAGUUGAAAACUGUGAAAAUUUGCCACACCCAGAAAAGGAACUAAGUAAAAACACAGAUUUCCCUGAAAUUAGUCUUCUCUCAGGUACUUCACUUAUGACAUCUGAUUUGGUUACACUAAAGGAGAAAUCAUUAGAGCCAGUGAAGACCUUAGCUGUACCAAGUACAUUUUCUGAUACUGGAAAGGAAGUAUCACUGAUCAUGACAUCUAAGGAAACCAAAGAUGAAGAAAGCUCUCUUGAAACAUUUGUGUCUGCUCUAGAAAGGUUACUAGAAUCACCAGAUGGCACCCAAGAAGAAACACUUGAAAUAGUGAAUGACUUCAAUCUUCAAGAGUUAACGAACCCAUUGAGCAGCUCCUUGAGUUCUGUAUCAGUCCCUUUGAAUGCCUUGCCAACAUGUUAUAGAGAUGCACUAGAAAACAAGAAGGACCAUGAUGCAUUACCUGCUGAGUUGCUGGGAGCCAUCAAUGCAUUACCAGGUGCUGAUGUAGGACCUGGACUUGUAGGACCCAUCUGUCAAGGACAAGAGAAAAACAGCAGUGUUAGUGAUGGAAAUGGAUGUUUAGAAGUACAGCCUACCAUGUCUCACAUAGAUGAAGACUGCACACAAAUAGCACAGACUAUAGAAGACCCAAAACCAUUUAGGUUACAAAUAAUGACUCAUGAAAAUGGCACCUCUUAUGAGCAACUAAACAAUGAGGGAAAUUCAGAACCCGUGGAAAAUACUUCUGUCCAGGAAACACCGCAUGUACUGAGAAGAUCAGCUAGACUGCAAAAACUGAAAGCAAGCAGAGCUGUGACACACACAGAUGUCACGCUGAAGAUACCUGAAGAGACUUUAUCAAAAUUAUUUAGUUAUGAGGAUUCAAUAUGUAGCAUACAUGCAACAGAGAACUUCAGAAUGCAGGAUUCUGUUUUAAUGACUGACAGUAAACGGAAGAAUAUUCAUUCAUCCAGAUUCAAGAGUGAACAGAUACAGAAAAAUGAACAACUUAAAAUAAAGGAUGGAAAAAGGAAGAUGAAUGAAAUGUAUCUUUGUAGUAUAAACCGGCGAAACAUUUUUGGAGAGAAUUUACUGUAUAAAGCUGCUCUCCAUAAUGAUAUUGAUCUGAUUCGCUGUUGCAUAAAAAAUGGUGGAAAUGUCAAUCAGCCAAGUUAUGCUGGUUGGACAGCACUUCAUGAAGCUAGUGUAGGAGGAUAUUACCAGACAGUAAGUGAACUAUUAAAGGGUGGAGCGGAUGUGAAUGUUAAAGGAAAGUACCAGAUUACUCCCCUACAUGAUGCUGUGAUGAAUGGACAUUAUAAGGUGGCAGAGUUACUUCUCUUGAAUGGAGCUGACCCAUUAUUUGUAAGUGACCAUGGAAUAUGUGCUUUGGAUGAGGCCCAGGAUUCCUUUAUGGAGAAUCUCCUUAGGAAAUUCAUUCCCAAACAUAAAAAAUGUCACCUAUCAGAUCAAAGGAGGAGCACUGACGCAGCAAAUGCAGAAGAUAUAUUCCAGUACAAGAAACCAAAGUUAAGUUCUGAUAGUCACACUGAGUUUAUCUGUGAUGAAAAUUCUAAUAGACAGGAACCAGGACAUGUAGAAACCAAUAAAGAAAGCAACAAUUUACUUGUAAAUAAAGAAUAUGUAUAUGAACUUUGCCAGAAAAAUUCCAAUACCAAAGAAUUUGGCAAGUCCAAGCCUAGGCAAUCAGCUAUUAACCAAACAGACUCUACAGAUCUCAGAACGAACAGUGCCCACAGUUUGAAAGACAGCAGAACCGAUGUGUCUAAAAGUAAAGCACCAAGAAAUGCACAACAUAAAAAAACUCAAGUAGAUGAUAAAGACUACAAUUUAAGUCAGGGAACAGCUGUUUCUUCUUUCAGCAGAAUGAAUACAUUAGUUACUCUGCAGCAGCAUACUGUCCAAACCCUUGAUGACAUUCCAAAAGAGUCAUGUGAACUUUCUGUCUCAAUUCCAGCAAGCUUAAACAAUGGUUCAGGUAACAGCAAUGAGGCUUGUUUUGUUUCCAAAAAAUCGAAUACCCACAUUCUAGAUUUAUCAGAUAGUCAAGAAAUGCAGUUCUUGGAAUUAGGAUCCAUUGAUCAAACUAAAGCUGCUUCCUUCUCUGAACGUCCAUUAUGUAAAGAAAUAAAAUUACCACAUGUAACUGCAGAUCAACAACCUCACACUAACCAAGAGCAGCAUAGUAGCCCAUGUAAUCCCCCUGAAAACAAGAGCUCGGAUGAAAAAGGCAAGAACUUUAAUAAGUGGGAAGAUUCCUUCCUCUCCUUCAUAAAAGAAGGCUUUGCUGACAGUGAUAGUGAUUGUCACACCUCUGUCAAGUCUGUGGCAUCUCAGAAAGAGUGCAUGGGCCACUGCCAUAAUGAGGCAAGCACAGCAGAGGGAGAAGAAAUGGACUCUCUACAGGUUUCAUCUUCUGAAAACUAUUUUUCACAGGAAAACGAGCUAAAAGCAGGUAGCCUAACUACAUGUCCACAAAAGGAAGCUGUUAAUUAUUGUGAUUCAAAGAAAACAUCAAUUUAUGAACAGCAUAUUCCGAAUUAUGAGCAGUAUAUACAUGGGAUUGCUUUUGAUCACUCAUGUGCCAAUAGUGAGGACUAUUUGAUGCCUUGUACAGGACCACCUUCAACACAUGAAGUUACACAGGUGACUGGUCAAGUGGAACUAUUAAAAGCUUUCCAGAAUAAUGCCCACAGAGAGCCAACUCCUUUAGUAAAUAAAGCUGAUACAUAUAAUGUGGAAAAGAAGCAAGACACUGAGAAGAAUUAUGUUGUAAAAGAUCAAAACCCAAGUUCUUCAAAUAGUCCUUUACAUACAGUUGUUCAUUCUCAAGUAAUAGAAAUAACUACAGCUGAAAAAAGGACACAAGACCUUCCAGGGAACAAGCCCGUGGACAAUACCCAUUUUCAUUCCAUUGACAAUGUAAAUAAAGAAUUGGCCAACUCAUCACAACUUAAUCAAGGAGAGGAGAAGGAAAUUGCUCACAAGUCAGAUGAGGAGUUAACUGAUAAUACCAGUACAGCUGAAAGAACUGUAAGAAAUUGCAAGGAGAAAGGGGAGACUGUGGAUUCAGAAACUCACAUGCCUGGUGAUACCCAAGAACACAGACAAGACCAGAAUUUCAGGAAAAGAAAAGGUUCUUUGGAAGCUCCUUGCAGCCAAGUUACAGAUGCCAGCACAGAUGGAAUCAAGAAGAGGAAUGCCAAAGGAGAGAGCCAGCUCCACUUGGCUUCCAGAGAAGGAAAUCUGUCCCUAGUGAAAGUUCUAAUAGAGUCUGGAGCAGAUGUGAAUCUAAAAGAUAAUGCAGGUUGGACAGCCCUUCAUGAGGCGUCUAGUGAGGGCUUUAGUGAUGUAAUUAGAGAGUUAUUAGAGGCUGGUGCACAUGUGAACUGUGAAAGCAUGGAUGGAACGCUGCCUUUACAUGCUGCUGCUGCGGGGAAUCGUUUAAAGGCAGCGGAGAUACUCCUAGAGCGUGGAGCAAACCCUAAUCAGAAAAAUCAGAAACAGAGGACUGCUUUGGAGGAAGCAGAUGAUGAAAAAAUGAAAGAACUACUAAAAUCUUAUGGUGCUGUUGAGACCAGUAAUGGAAAUGAGAUUAGCUCUGCAGUGACUGUAAAACAUCCUGCUGUCCGAACAAAAAGAUACAAGUCAUGUUCUUGCGAUGAUGAAAAAACAAUUGAUCCUCCUUCCCCUUUACAUAAAGUGAAGAGAAGUGAAAGUCUUCCUGCACAUCAGACCGUCAGUGCUAUUCUACAAGAUAUAGAAGAAAAACAAGAAAACUUACUAAAAUUUGAAAUAAGAAACUCUGAAGAUGCAGAACAAUAUAUUGGAAGGAUGUUAGAGAUAAAAGAAGUUAUGGAUAAUAUACUUGCUCAACAGAAGACAGAAAGGGAUGAUCUAGCUAAAAAAUACAGGGUAUCUGUGGAGUCGUUCAAGCAUGGGGCCCUGAGAGAGCAGCUGGCUAACUUGGCCACAAGACAAAAGAGUCUUUUAGUUGUGGCAAAGAAACAGAAAAAGAUAAGACUAAAAAUUCAAAACUACAAGAAUGCCAAACCAUUUUCUGGUAUUAGUUUAAGGAAGCUUCCAUCUAGCUCAGACAUUUCUAGUAAGAAGAGCCAAGAGUCUCCUGGUGUGGAAAAGCCAGCACACCCCCAGUCAGGCUCACUUUCUCCUGUCUGUCUUGCUUCUAUUUCUCCUGUCAGUAGAAGCACUGUGGAAAUACAGAAGGACAGCCAGAAUAGUAACAUUUGUUUAGAUGCAGAGGCGAUGGAAAGAGGAGGAUUUUCUGGAAAUGAGAUGAAUUCUAAAGAAAAUGUCCAGGGUUGUACCUUGGAUGGAUUAUUGAGUUCCAGAUACUCAGUUGGCACUGAGAAAAUUAAAAUAUCAUCCAAGCCUGUUGCUUUUAUUCCUCAAGGAGGAAAUUCACAAGAAGAAAGCAGUUUUACAGAAACUAUAGUCAGAGGCUACAGUCUUGAUAGUUCUCCUGCAGUGACUGGCACUGUAAAUAUUUCAGAAGAUAAAAGGGUAUUUUCUCAAAAUGAUGCCUGUCUACCAACUGUUCGUCAGAAUCAGGACCUUUCCCGUUGUUAUCCAAAAAGAUCAAACAAGAAAACAGCUUCCCAGACACCAUCUGGGGGAGCAUCAGAACCACUGGCUCGUCAAGUGACUACUGUCUUAGACACUGAUACUGUGCAGCAGACAAAGCCAUGUCCUAAAAAAACAGCUUCUGUUAAUGCACAUGAAAACAGCCUUCAGAUCUCUCCUUCCUCUGGGUCUGCCAAUCAACAUUCAAUUAAAACACCUUCACGCCACAGCACAACUGCUAAAAAGAAAAAUAUGCGGCUGAAAGAUUUGAUAUUGCUUGGAAGAAUUAAUCCAGGAAAUAACAUUCUGGAAUUCAAAACACAGGAGACUACCCACAAGGCCAGUGUUUUAUUGAGUGGUAAACUUAAGGUAGAAAAUGGGCAAAUUUACCAGAACCCAGUUUCCUGGCUCAAGGAUCUUCUGGGAGGUGGCAAUUAUGUGACCUGGAAUUAUGCUUGGAGUAAGGUAACAUAUCUUGGAAAGGAGCUUCUAAAGUAUGUUUCUGAAGUGCCUGUUUCACCAGAACCCCAUAACACACCUCAGCAACAGCAGCCUUGUCCCCCAGGCACUCCCAGGAAGUCAAUGCAAAGUAUCCCUCAUUAUCUACAGAUAAAGGAAAUACUUUUAAUCAGCGAUCAAGAGCUUCUGCCAUGCCAUGUAAUGGAACAUCACUGGAAAUUCUAUGUGAACUGUAAGAAGCUACCAUUCUGAAGCCUUGUUUUCCUGAUAACUCAUUGAGUAUUGUUUUUAUAAUCAACAGCCAUUUGUCUCCAUCUUGUGAGGUGGGCCUAUCUUAACCUGCCCUGUGAAUUACUAGUGGAGAUGUGUAUUUACUGUGAUACGAAAGCUGUCACACAAGUUUAGUGCUCUUUUGCCAAUGAAAUAAAGGCGUUUCUGAGUAA
Mesocricetus auratus (golden hamster) is the source of this 6148-nucleotide messenger RNA. It is a transcript of the gene Ankrd31, whose product is annotated as ankyrin repeat domain 31. The record is from RefSeq and is a predicted model, not a curated record. Gene Ontology annotation, molecular function: protein binding. The transcript is spliced from 25 exons. Lineage: Eukaryota; Metazoa; Chordata; Mammalia; Rodentia; Cricetidae. The coding region runs from base 246 to 5957 and encodes 1903 amino acids.